UUACUCCUCAAAAAAAUAAAUUAAAAAAGAAUAAUAAUCCCUAUCUCUUCAGUCUUCAUCAUACAACAUGUUUUCUCUCAUGAAAUCCACAUGCAUCGCCAGCAUCCAACCUAUAAUUAAUUAACUAAUCUCUCCCUUAAUCACACCAAACUCCAAUCUUCCUUAAUCAAAACCUCUCAUAAAUCAAAGCACUCCACAAAUCUACAAUCUCACACCAAUCAAAUUAACUUAAACACCUUAGUUAAUCCCCCUCUAAACAAUGUCGCUAAUCGCGGAGGCGCCGCGCUUCCUCCAAGUCUUCUCCGACGGCUCCGUCGUCCGCGCCGCCCACCAAACCGCCGCGUGCUCCGCCACCUCCAAGGACGUCACCGUCGACCCCUCGAAGCCCAUCACCGCCCGAAUCUUCCUCCCCGCCGCCCCCUCCGCCUCCACGCCGCCGCUCCCAGUGCUCGUCUACUUCCACGGCGGCGGCUUCUGCAUCGGCACCACCACGUGGCUCGGCUACCACCACUUCCUCGAGAACCUCUCCGCCGCCGCCGGAGCCAUCGUCCUCUCCGUCGACUACCGCCUCGCCCCCGAGAACAAGCUCCCGGCGGCCUACGACGACGGCUCCGCCGCCCUCGAGUGGCUCUCCGGCGCCGGCGCCGGCGAGCCGUGGCUCCGGAACGCCGACCUCUCCCGCGUCUUCCUCGCCGGCGACAGCGCCGGCGGCAACAUCGCCCACCACCUCGCUGUGAAUUUCGCCGGCGGCGGAAAUUUCCCGGCGAACAUUCCGAUCAGGGGGAUUCUGCCGAUCCACCCGUAUUUCGGCGCCGAGGCGCCGACGGAGGGGGAGCGGGCGGCGGGCGCCAUGAACGACAUGUUCUGGAAGCUGAGCCUGCCGGAGGGGGCGGACCGGGAUUCCUACGGCUGCAAUUUCGAGAGCGCGGAGGCGGAGUGGGGGCUGUUUCCGGCGACGGCGGUGUUCGUCGCCGGGCUGGAUUUCUUGAGAGAGAGGGGAGUUAUGUAUGCGGAUUUCUUGAAGAAGAAAGGCGUGAAAAACGUGCGUUUAAUUGAGGCUGAGGGAGAAAACCACGUUUUUCAUGCAUGGAAUCCUAACUCCGAGGCUGCUGUUUUGCUCCAAAACCAGAUCAAGGAAUUCAUGCAGAGUUUGUGAUUUGUUUUUUUUCAUUAAUGGAUGUAAGUCAUGUCCGAAGUUGAAAUAAAAUGAUAUGCAAAGUUGUUUUUAUUAAAGAA
This is a messenger RNA of Salvia miltiorrhiza (redroot sage), 1236 nucleotides long. RefSeq names its product probable carboxylesterase 17. Gene Ontology annotation, molecular function: hydrolase activity. The record is from RefSeq and is a predicted model, not a curated record. NCBI's taxonomy places the organism in Eukaryota, Viridiplantae, Streptophyta, Magnoliopsida, Lamiales, Lamiaceae. The transcript has a single exon. Bases 260 to 1156 code for a protein of 298 amino acids.